This is a messenger RNA of Aspergillus puulaauensis, 1377 nucleotides long. RefSeq names its product cAMP-dependent protein kinase catalytic subunit pkaC (gene pkaC). Gene Ontology annotation, cellular component: cAMP-dependent protein kinase complex; nucleus. The coding region runs from base 1 to 1377 and encodes 458 amino acids. NCBI's taxonomy places the organism in Eukaryota, Fungi, Ascomycota, Eurotiomycetes, Eurotiales, Aspergillaceae. The transcript has 4 exons. The record is from RefSeq and is a predicted model, not a curated record. Gene Ontology annotation, biological process: peptidyl-serine phosphorylation. Gene Ontology annotation, molecular function: cAMP-dependent protein kinase activity; ATP binding.
AUGCCUACUCUCGGAGGUCUCCUGAAGAAACGGCGGACGAAGGAUUCGCAGACCCUGUCUAAGGAGCUCCAGGCUGGUUCCACUGGCCACACGGCGACGUCACCAAUCGCUGCCGAAGAUACCCAGCACCACCACCACCUUUUUCACCAUAACCACCACUCGUCCAACAAUUCUGCAAAUUCGGCAACUUCCAACCAACAGGCUGCCAAACAGCAGUCCAACGAGUCCUCAGUCACCAAAUCUGCCGACGGUCAAACCGCCUCCAUGCAAUCCCCCGCACUACAACCCACCACUUCCGCACACUCGAAUUCCGGCCACCACCAUCACCAGAGCAGCAAUGCCGCGAGCAUACACAACAUCAUAAACCCUUCGCAGCAGAAUAACCCGCAAGUCUCCCGGACCGAGCGUACCACCAAGGGAAAAUACACGCUCGAUGAUUUCGCAUUUCAGCGCACUCUUGGCACAGGCAGUUUUGGGCGCGUCCACCUGGUGCAAUCAAAGCACAACCACCGAUACUAUGCUAUCAAGGUGUUGAAAAAGGCGCAAGUCGUCAAGAUGAAGCAGAUCGAGCAUACAAACGAUGAGCGACGAAUGCUAAAUCGUGUUAGACAUCCUUUCUUGGUCACUUUGUGGGGAACUUGGCAGGACUCACGGAAUCUCUACAUGGUCAUGGAUUUCGUAGAGGGUGGAGAGUUGUUUAGCUUACUUCGAAAGUCUCAGAGGUUUCCUAACCCUGUCGCUAAAUUCUAUGCUGCCGAGGUCACUCUGGCACUGGAAUACCUCCACUCAUUGAAUAUCAUUUACAGAGAUCUCAAGCCUGAAAACUUGCUCCUAGACCGCCACGGGCACCUCAAGAUCACGGAUUUUGGCUUUGCGAAAGAGGUGCCUGACAUUACCUGGACUCUCUGCGGAACGCCCGAUUAUCUCGCUCCGGAGGUUGUAGCCUCUAAGGGUUAUAACAAGUCUGUUGAUUGGUGGUCUCUCGGUAUCUUGAUUUUCGAAAUGCUAUGCGGCUUCACACCCUUCUGGGACCAAGGAUCCCCCGUCAAGAUUUAUCAAAAUAUCCUCCAGGGGAGGGUAAAAUUCCCGCCAUAUCUUCAUCCCGAUGCUGUAGACCUACUUUCGCGGCUUAUCACCGCGGACCUCACUAAGCGGUUAGGUAACCUUCAUGCUGGGUCCGAGGACAUCAAAAAUCAUCCGUGGUUUGCGGAAGUCACUUGGGAGCGGCUGUUGAGGAAGGAAAUCGACGCGCCUUAUGUGCCACCAAUUCGAGGAGGGCAAGGUGAUGCAAGCCAGUAUGAGAACUACCAGGAAGAGACAGAAGCCUACGGCCAUGGUGGUGAUGAUCCUCACGGUCAUUUGUUCCCGGAUUUCUAG